AUGACUCUUGGUCAUCCUGCAGCCGGAAUCUCUAUGACGGCGUUGCCUAGACUGGAGCUUCAAGCUCUUGUCAGYCUUUACUUAACUGACUGUCCGCUUGAAAGAAGUUCAUUCAGUACCUUGGUGAUCGACAACAGAACAAGAUACUUCAGAGUAAAGAAACCACUUGAAGUCGUAGCAGGUACUCAAGGUAAACAAGGUCCUCGAGGGUUUGACGGGACUCCAGGCAAGCAAGGACCUCCCGGAGCUCCUGGUACACCCGGUAUCACUGGUCCUCAGGGUCUUUCAGCCUAUUUCAACUGGAAAGAAUGUUCGUGGACAAACGUCCACGAAGGAAAAGACAAUGGCCUGAUCAGGGAUUGUCUUUUCUACAAGAAGUUCACGGAUUCCAUCCUCCAUGUCUACUGGAAUGGCGAUUUUAGAAUUGGUAGUUGCAACGCCUGCUGUAAGCGCUGGUUCUUCACAUUCAACGGUUCUGAAUGCAAGGCUCCACGUGCAAUUGAUGGUAUAGUGUACAUGGCAAAAGGUGUGGGUCAUUUCAUCCACCGUGUUCGCCAUAUUGAAGGUCACUGUGACAAGAUCCACAAGGGACAUAUUCGUGUGGGCUUCAAUGUCGGGAACUGUGCCGGGUUUGGAAAUGCUGACGCCCAUACCGGGUGGAAUUCAAACAGUCGUCUCUUUAUAGAGGAGGUACCCAGACCCCAGCCGUAG
Actinia tenebrosa (Australian red waratah sea anemone) is the source of this 711-nucleotide messenger RNA. RefSeq names its product collagen triple helix repeat-containing protein 1-like. The record is from RefSeq and is a predicted model, not a curated record. NCBI's taxonomy places the organism in Eukaryota, Metazoa, Cnidaria, Anthozoa, Actiniaria, Actiniidae.